Messenger RNA from Polyodon spathula (Mississippi paddlefish), 2621 nucleotides. Its product is annotated as transmembrane protease serine 6-like. Gene Ontology annotation, molecular function: serine-type endopeptidase activity. Gene Ontology annotation, biological process: proteolysis. The transcript has 14 exons. NCBI's taxonomy places the organism in Eukaryota, Metazoa, Chordata, Actinopteri, Acipenseriformes, Polyodontidae. The coding region runs from base 640 to 1686 and encodes 348 amino acids. The record is from RefSeq and is a predicted model, not a curated record.
UCACUUUUUCUUGCUCAGAAAAGGAAAUUCUCUCUGUAGAUCGUUGUUAAAAGUUAUGUUUUGGCAUUUUUCUUUCUUUCUUUUUUUUACUCUGACAUUGUUGAUUCAGAUUGAGACGCUCGGCCUUCCUGUGUGCGCCACGAUUUCAGCCAUGUAUUUAGAUGAUUUAUUUCCAGCUGUCCGUAUGGUCCUUUGCAAGCUGCCGGCAGUAUCCCCGAAAAGACCACAGACCAGAAAACCAACGAAAGGGAGCUGAACCCCCUCAGUGGCAGGACUCCCCACAUCUUAUUCCUGCUGGAUUCCUCGCUCACUGUCGGCUGGUAUAACUUUCGGCAGGGGCUGGAAUUCAUUGACAGCACUAUUGACAAGAUCUGGACUCCCAAUGUUUUAAUUCAAGUGAUUUUUUAUGAUAACGAUAAAGCUGAAAAGAUAGAUGUGACAAAAAACCCCAAGACAAGACGUCCAGAUCCACUGGCUGACUCUAUCGAUUACUCAGGUUUCUCACAGCACUAUGGAACUAAUAUUUACAGAGCUCUGGAAGCUGUACUGAAGAGUAUUCAGAGAGCACAGGCUGACCGUGUAAAAUGGACCAUAUUUCUGAUUGCAAAACAAUCUAGCAGUGGGCCAGCUCCUUCCAAAAUGAUGCAAGAGAUUGCGAAGCACAUCCCGGAUCCAGACAUUAAUCUUGAUGUGUUUGCUAUAGGGCUGGGGAGUGUGGACAGAGGACAGCUGGAGAGUAUAAUUCCCCACAAGUCUGUGGAAGAAGAAGGGCGCCAGAACACAUUCUACCUGCCCAGCUACGACACCCUGAGACUGGUGUACAGCAAGUCCAAGUGGGAUGAUGAUGCAGCCUCCGCGAAAUGCGGAGUUCGGAUGAAGAUGCGGCACCGAAGUGUGGGCAGGAUAUAUGGUGGAGUGAAAUCUCUCGAAGCAGACUGGCCCUGGCAGGUUUAUGUCAACAACAACCAGAUGUGUGCUGGCUCCAUCAUUUCCAGGAGAUGGAUUCUCAGUGUGGCUCACUGCUACAGCACUGACAUGCUCGCCACUUCCAUAACUGUGAGUCUAGGAAUCAUUAAGAAGGAUGACUCUUCUAUGAUAACAAUAGGGGUGAAGCGGUUCAUCCUUCACCCUCAGUAUGACGGACGCUAUGAUUACGACAUGGCCUUGUUGGAGCUGGAUCAGGAGAUCUCGUACAGCGACACAGUGAGGCGAGUCUGCCUUCCCUGUACAAAAGAUGUUGAAAACCUGAUCCCAUCGCCAGUAGGAAUCUGGCAAGACACUUGUAGCUAUCAAGAAAAUAAAAUGACGAACGCUGGAUAUUAUGACAGUGGAAGAGAAUUGAGUGGCUAUGUAGCUGGGUGGGGCCAGUCCAGACAGAGUCAUAUAAUUAGCUAUGAAUUACUAUAUACUAAAGUCAGCAUCUAUCCUCGUGGUCAGUGCCCUAAAACCAAACACACUCUCACCGAACGAAUGUUUUGUGCCAGAGGAGAAAACAGUGAUUCCUGUAAAGGUGACUCUGGUGGGGCGUUUGUGAUGAAGAGAAAGGAUCAAUGGAUUCAGAUUGGCAUUGUCAGCUAUGGGAAAGAACUGGUCUGCGGAAAAAACAACUUCAUGGGUUACUAUAGCAACGUCCCAAGUAUGAUGUCCUUCGUUCGUACUCACGUCACAGACCUGCAAUAUGAAUAGCUCCCACAACCCCAUGGAGCAAGCCCUCUGUCUGCAGACCCAAGGACAGUAGCCUUCAGAAAUGUGUAUGAUACACUGUUAGCAACAGUUUUUUUUUGUCUGUGUUCCGCUGCUUUGACUUUUUUUUCAUAAAUAAUUUAAGAUCAGGAUCUACUCUUCAGUUCUAGCUGCUGCCAUGGAACCCCAUGAAUUAAAGGAAUGCGCUACGAAGAGAAGAUGAAAGAUCUAUUUAGCCUAGAACAAAAAUGAGCUGGGUGGACUUGGUCUUCAAAAUCUUAAAAAGGAGUUGACAAACCCUAAGCAAUACUUUAAGUGCAGCACAGAAACCAGGACCAGAGGACACGUUGGAAAUGAAGUGGAGAGAGGCCUAGGAAAAAGGGGAGGAGUCACUUCUUCACACAGAGUGGUGAGGGUAUGAAACAGGUUACCUACAUGCAGUUCUGUUGUUUAGGCAGACCCAAAUUGACAAAGUUCGGAGAUCAAUCAGCUACUAGGAACCGGAGGAGCAUUGAUGGGCUGAAUGGGCUCCUGUUGUUAGCAAAUGUUCUUGUAUUAAUUAGUAAGCACCAGCACCAUCUAGUGCUCAUCUAGCGUAUUAAAUACAAAACAAAACCAUCUAAGAUAGUAGAUCAGUAGAUGGCCUUGGCUCUUCUAUAAAGACAAUUAUGCUGCUCUAGGUUGCACAUCUGUGGCAGACAACAAACUGAAGAGCAGCUCCGGGAACUCGGUUAACACAGACCUAUAUAUAUAUAUAUAAUUUCAAUGAAUGAUUUCAAAAAGGGCACAGUAAAUACCAUUUGAAGCUAUUUAAACCUUGUGGCAAUACCUAUAUAAAUAGUUUUUCUGUAAACUUAAAAUGCGCAUAAAUGGAACUCCUUGUAUUUUCACCAGCAGUAUGUUGCUUUGUUUUUAAAAUAUAUUAUUUUUAAGCAGAA